Xyrauchen texanus (razorback sucker) is the source of this 4991-nucleotide messenger RNA. Its product is annotated as alpha-1A adrenergic receptor-like. Gene Ontology annotation, molecular function: alpha1-adrenergic receptor activity. NCBI's taxonomy places the organism in Eukaryota, Metazoa, Chordata, Actinopteri, Cypriniformes, Catostomidae. The transcript is spliced from 3 exons. Gene Ontology annotation, cellular component: membrane. The record is from RefSeq and is a predicted model, not a curated record. Bases 1118 to 2563 code for a protein of 481 amino acids. Gene Ontology annotation, biological process: positive regulation of cytosolic calcium ion concentration; phospholipase C-activating G protein-coupled receptor signaling pathway; adenylate cyclase-activating adrenergic receptor signaling pathway.
CAGAUCUGCACUUGACUCACUGAACUUCACCACUGCCGUCUCCAGCGGUGACAAGAGAAGACGGAACAUUCGCGCAAGGAUGAACCACAAACACGUCGGGAUUCGGGUUUUACCUUCAUUAACACGCAACUGAGGGAUAAUCAGUCUUCAAAUGAAACCAGCAUGGUGGACCAAAUGUAUCCUGACUGAAGCUGUUCACCCAAAAUUUGCAUGAUGCACCAAGAGCUGCACUUCAGCCAAAAAUAUCUGCUCAGCGGAUGCCAAAGUGCUUUUAGAUGCGUCCUUAUUAUCCGGCUUUUCAACCUCUACAUCAGUGACAUCAGCUUGUGAUGUGCAGACUUUCAAUGCUGAGGUGUGCAUCAAUGACUUAACUGAUGAAAGGAACCAUAGCGCGAUAGUCAGCACCAUGUGGACACUUCCCAACAACCACAAGUGUUUGUUGAAAAACUGGAAGCUGUUGUUUAAAGGAUCAGAUACAAAAUUAACAGAUGAAUCUAGGGAGAGAGUAACAGGUUUGGAGAGUGAUUUGGAGCAGUUAAACUUUCACACAUCUGCAGAAGCAAUGCAUUCAUGCAUCUCUAAGACUGAUUAUCUGUUCCGAUGGAGUUCUAAAGCCUCAAAUUAGAGGAACACAUUUCUAAACUGCCUCUUAUACCUUAAUGGAUCACAAAAAUUGCACCAACGUGCCGUUUCUGUCAUUGGGAAUGUUUUGUAUGAUCUGAACCACCAGCUGCACAUGGUUAUGAACAUGUCAAAGCAAUCUCUUGAAUUUAUGACUUUUCAUGAAAGAAUCUGACUCUCUUUGCAUUACAAUAUGUUUAGUUCCCCUUGUUUAAAUGUUCACCCACAGCAAUGUUCUAUGGACAUACAGUAGAUCAUUAAAAACCCUUCUAGAGCAUUGAAAGACACAACACUUGAAAUAUCAUUACGUUCCUUGACAGCGGAUGGACACCCCAGUGAACAUGUCCUUGGACCAUGGCCUAUGCAAAAGUACCAUUUUGCAACACAUUUUUUAUUUUUUUGGGACUUCAAUUUAAGGUACAAACUGAACUGAGGGUUCUGGAUCCCAUGUGGCCAACCAUAAAGCCCCUUUUAUAUACCUGGGAAUCUUGAACAAAUGGUUCCCCUCAAUGACAACAUGACUCCAGAGUCUUUUGCUGAGAACUGUACCAACUGCAGCCAUGCUCUCGUUCCAGAGUUGAACGUCAUGAAGGCUGUCGUUUUGGGCACGGUGUUGGCGGUCUUCAUUGUUUUUGGAGUUCUAGGCAACAUACUGGUUAUCCUGUCCGUGGCUUGCCACCGUAAUCUACGCACAGUUACCCAUUACUUCAUCGUCAACUUGGCGGUAGCUGAUCUUCUGCUAAGUUCAACAGUUCUUCCAUUCUCUGCCGUCUUUGAGAUGCUGGGUCGUUGGGUCUUUGGGCGGCCCUUUUGUGAUGUUUGGGCGGCGAUGGAUGUUUUAUGCUGCACGGCAUCCAUCAUGAGUUUGUGUGUGAUAUCGGUUGACCGGUACAUUGGCGUCAGCUAUCCGCUACAGUACCCUUCCAUUGUAACAGAGCGACGGGCAUUGAUAGCACUUGUUGUGUUAUGGGCUUUGUCCAUCACCAUUUCAAUUGGGCCUCUCUUUGGCUGGAAGGAACCGGCGCCAGAGGACGAGUCCAUUUGCAAGAUAACCGAGGAACCAGGCUAUGCCAUCUUCUCCGCCUUGGGAUCCUUCUACCUCCCCCUGGUGGUUAUCCUGUCCAUGUACUGCCGUGUGUAUGUGGUCGCUAAGAGGGAGACACGUGGACUAAUUAGUGGACAGAAGACAGAAAAAUAUGACCAUGCCUCUGAGGCUGUAACCUUGAGGAUACACCGUGGUAACACGACAGUAUCCGAGGAUGAGGCAUUGCGAAACCGGACACACUUUGCGCUGCGUCUGCUCAAGUUCUCUCGUGAAAAAAAGGCUGCUAAGACUUUGGGAAUCGUAGUUGGGUGCUUCAUCCUUUGUUGGCUUCCAUUUUUCCUGGUUCUUCCUAUCGGUUCAAUAUUCCCGACGUACAGGCCUUCGGACACUGUCUUCAAGAUAACGUUCUGGCUCGGUUACUUCAACAGUUGCAUCAACCCAAUCAUCUACCCCUGCUCCAGUCACGAGUUUAAGAAAGCUUUCCUGAGCGUGUUAGGUGCGCAUUGCCUCCGCAAGAGAUCCACGCCUACCCAUCCGCUAUACCAAGGUCACAGUCCACGCCACGCUCAGUCACAGCUCCUCGCCCUUGGCCUGACCAGCCGUGAAAAUGCUUCUCGCCUGAGCCCCUCAUCUUCCAUCGCGCUAUCCCGCAGCCCUUCCUCCAGGGACGGCCAUGAGUGGCAGGCCCCUUCCGGAGCUUCCUCGGCUGGAACGACGGGGGUCGGCGCCGGUGUGAGCGUGGGAGCAAAAGUGGCAGGAAUGUGUGGUAAGAACCUGCUAAGGACUUGUUGCUGCAUGAGAACGGAAUUGCUGCAGCCCGAGCCGCCCACACACAACUCGCUUCCUGUAAUCAAAAUCCAUCAGCUCUCGCUGUGUGAGGACGGGGAUGCGGUGUGAAUAAGCGCACUGGGGAAAUCACUCUGAAGAGACUCACACUGUGUGUGAUGCCGUUUUGCCACUUCAAGGAGUCGCAGAUUUGAAGGCACCACAAGAUUAACAAAGACAAGCCGCUUAAGACUGGAACAAUCUGUGUGAAGAAUAUUGGAAACUGCUGCAACACUGUCAGCUGUGUUGAUGCUGAUUAAUGGGAAUUCUGUUAAUAUUUUCCCAAACUUCAUGUCUUUACAAACCUAUGUAUACAAUUCCGAUUCAUAGACCAUGGGCUGUUGAGCUCCAAAAAUCAACAAUAUAUUUCUUCUGAAGUAUGAAAGCUGAUGUAACUUUUUCUGUGUUAAAAUACUUUCAUCUAUCCCAGCUUUAUGUUCAGAGACAACUAUAAGGAAGCCAUUCAUAGGUUAAUUUACUCAAAAUCUGUAAGCACUGUGUUUCUGUGGUGCAAUGAAAAUUGCUCUGGUUGUUUUGAGUGACCCGCUUAGACCCGCCCCAACAACAUUACUCAAUGGCAUGAGCAGGGGGAUAUCUCUUUGUUUGACCAACAGCAGGCGGGGGUGUAUUCAGAAUGCUGUUUUGAAAACAAAGUUUAAUUUUGCAAUUACAUUAAGUGGCGCUAGUGAAUUACAUACUACAGAUUUACGCCAUUCAAAACUUUUUAAGAGGAACACUUUGAAAUUUAGAUCAUUAUUACAUUCAUUAGUUCAUAUAAAGUUUGGUCUGUUCUAAGGAUGUCCCGAUACCAUUUUUUUGAGAACAAUUUCUCAGUGAAUAUGAGAACUUUUUUCUGAUACUUGGCGAAACUCGUUCAAUACCUGUUUUAGUUUUGUUUUUAUUAAAAUUUUAUCAUCAAAAUAGUAAAUGGUCUGCACUUAUAUAGCGCCUUUUUAACCUUAGCGGGGUUCAAAGCGCUUUACGCUGCCUCUCAUUCACCCAUUCACACACACAUUCAUACACCAAUGGCAGCAGAGCUGCUAUGUAAGGUGCUAGCCUGCCAUUGGGAGCAACUUGGGGUUCAGUGUCUUGCCCAAGGACACGUGGAGUCAUGUGGGCCGGGAUUCGAAACACCAACCCUUUAAUUAGUGGCCAACCCGCUCUACCAACUGAACCACAGCCACCCCAAAAGGAAUUCAAUAAAACUUUAAUCAACCAAAAAUAUACCAAUUAUUUUCCCCAUAAUAUUGUAUUAUUUUGUAUCAAAUGAAGUGCUUAAAUAUAGAAUCUUACAGCAAAAUCCAAAGUACGUCAUUUGAGUUAUAUUUUGUCAAAUUAAGUGCUGCAUAACAGAGCAUCACAGAUGUCAUUGCUUAAAUAUAAAACAGUUACCAUGGAUUUAUUAUUAUUAUUAUUAUUAGUAGUAGUAGUAAUACAGUGAAUGUUACAUAACUAUAGAGUAGCGACAUAUUUCUGUCAUACUUUUCUUUAAUUUAAAUUGAGCUUUUAUUUUGACUGAGCUUUUAUUUUGAAGUGUUUCUGUGUGAUGACGGUUGCUUUUCAGUCUGAAAGAGCCGGUUGUUAUGUGACUCGAAGUUAUUAUUAAACUACAAAAGCCUGCUAUUUAAUUAAAUAUGUACUCUGUAUGUGCCUAUUGCAACAAAGUGAAUUUUGUACAGAGUGCUCAAUGCUCAUGAUGGUGUUUUCCCUGUAUGAGCCAAGGAGGAUCUUUAAAAGGUAUGUGCGGUGCAGCCGGCGUCAGCACAACACUGUCUCCACACAUUCACUAGUGCUUUGCUCACAUUUGAAGUGCGCUGCACAUGCAAAGUAAACACUAUUUAUGUCAUUAAAUUGAAGCUUUUGAGGUUAUAUAAUCUCGCUAGGACAUAACGUGAUUAGAAUUUGGGUUUACGUAAAGACAUUCAUUCAUCAAAUGGUAUCUGUUUGGUAUAGGGCCCAAUUCUGAUACCAGUAUCGCUAUCGGGACAUCCCUAGUCUGUUCCCAACACAAUGCUAUUGUAUAGCUUCAGAAGACUAAGAAUCUAGCUUGAUGGCCGUGUUCACUUUGACUACAUGAGAGUGAGUAAAUAAUGACAGAAUUUUCAUUUUUGGUGAACUAUUACUUUAAAAGGUUGUGUUUACAAAUUACUCAUGAAACUUGACCUAAAUGACCCGGACCUAUUUUACUCCGAAAUCAGAAGAAACAAUCAAGACAUUAUAUGUUGCAUAAAUACAAUUAAGCCUAUUUUUAGGGCCAUUGAGUUGUGACAUUAUUUUCACACACAUUUUUCCCACAAAUUUUCUCAUGGAUAUUAUGGUAUUAUUAUUAAUGUUGUGUAUGCAUCAUAAUAGUACUCCCUUGGCACUGACUUUCAUUUUGAAAGAUUUUAAUUAAAAAAAGAAUUGUACAACAGCAGUGCUACAUUGUAACGAUAAUGAGAAUUGUUAUUAAAAAAAAGAUGGGAAUAGAAAAAGUAUAUUAUUAAGGAUGCGUUACAGU